This is a messenger RNA of Labrus mixtus (cuckoo wrasse), 12703 nucleotides long. It is a transcript of the gene dchs1b, whose product is annotated as dachsous cadherin-related 1b. Gene Ontology annotation, cellular component: plasma membrane. Gene Ontology annotation, molecular function: calcium ion binding. Gene Ontology annotation, biological process: homophilic cell-cell adhesion. The coding region runs from base 835 to 10746 and encodes 3303 amino acids. The record is from RefSeq and is a predicted model, not a curated record. NCBI's taxonomy places the organism in Eukaryota, Metazoa, Chordata, Actinopteri, Labriformes, Labridae. The transcript is spliced from 29 exons.
CAUUCAAAUGAUUGUGGCAUGCUGUGCUAAACUCCUCCUUUGAUGGUGCGCACCGCGCUCCUUUGUCUCAAAGAAAACUUCCACUGAACGGAGCUGGGGGGCACCAAAGUCUUCUCUCCAACCCACUCUCCCUCUGCGUACUCCUCACUUUACUCCACAGCCUGCCUCUCCUCCGUACCCCCUUUUGUGUUAGCUACCCGAAUAAAUUAGCAACCCAAGUCGGUGAAGGGGAGGAGGAGAGUUGGAGGAAGGAGGGGGGGGGCUGGGCCUUGUGGCGGAGGAGUCGGCUUUCAGUCGUUAGAGGUGCACAGACCCCUGAAGCCGCUGUGUAUCAGCACACACAUACACACACACACAUACACACACACACGCCGUUUUCUGAGUGACUGGAUGCUGAGGGGGAGAAAACGAGGAGAAAAACGUUUAAGAUCAGCCAGACAGCACAGCACUGCAGGGUUAAAACGGAUCCUUUUUUUUUUUUUUUCCACAGACAGCAAAGAAAUCGGAGAGCUUUCCAGCUGAUCCAGACGCGCUCACCUGACACGGGGACGGAGACGCCGAAGAAGGACCAUUCACCGGAGGAGUACCGGCUUCGAAAAUUGGCGGAAUUGGCUCAACAGUCAUUUAAGUGGAUAUUAUGUAAAAACAAAACAAAAAAAGCCCAGUCCAGCUGGUCAGCACGGCUCCAUUCAAGAUUUUUGUCCCCUUGGAUUGUCUGUCGUUGUGGGGGAGUAUUGGAAACCCGUUUGCAUACUAAUCAGUGUUGGAGGACGAUAUCCAGAGAGCACUUCCAGAGCUACGGAGAGUCAGAUGAAUGUGUAGCACAACCCAGCCAUGCCGAUAAGUAAAGGGCCUAGACAGAGGGCGUUGGUCAGCAGACCCUGUGUGUGUUCAAGUCAUCGGCGAUGGAAGACAUCCUUUUAUUUCUGCGUCGUGCUUGUUCUUUUCCAGUCUACAACUGUCCUUGGAGCCCUUGAACUCCAGCUGGAUGAAGAACAGCCAGAAGGGACCAUUGUUGGUGACAUCAGUGCUGGGUUACCGCCUGGUGAAAGUGCAAGUCUUUACUUCAUCUCCGACCAUGAGGGCACAGGUGUUGGCAAUGAUCUCAACAUUGAUGAAACCACUGGAAUCAUUUCCACUGCGAGGCGUCUGGACCGUGAGCAGAGGGACCACUAUAGUUUCAUUGCAGUAACAAUGACAGGAACCACAAUUGAGGUGUCAAUCACUGUAAAUGACAUCAACGAUCAUGCACCUGUGUUCCCCAAAAAGAAAGCUGUUUUAAAGAUCCCAGAACACACAGCAGUGGGGACAAGAUUCUCCCUGGAGCCUGCAACAGAUGCAGACAAGGACCAGCUGACCACCCAAGGCUAUGCUAUUCGAGAGGGAAAUGUAGGCCAGGCAUUCAAAUUGGAGACCAAGAGAGCUGCCAACAAGGUGCUGUAUCUUGACUUGGUGGUCAAUGGACUGCUUGACAGGGAGAAACGCUCAUCCUACACCCUCGUUCUGGAGGCCUUUGAUGGUGGCUCACCCAGAAGGAUGGGAUCCAUGACUCUUGAGGUGACUGUGACUGACAUCAACGAUCAUGCACCGGUCUUCAAUCAGAGCAGAUACCAUGCGAUUAUCUCCGAGAGUCUCCCACAAGGCAGUAGCAUCCUACAGGUGUUUGCUGCAGAUGAGGACGAGGGUGAUAAUGGUCUUGUCCUCUAUGAGAUCAACAGGCGUCAGAGUGACCCUGACCGCUAUUUUGUGAUGGAUAGCAAGACUGGGGUCAUCACUCUCAAUAGGCCCCUGGAUUAUGAACUGAAGAGGGUCCAUGAACUGGUGGUCCAGGCAAGAGAUAAUGCAAGUCACCCUGAGGUGACCAAUGCUUUUGUAACCAUCCAUGUCCGUGACUACAAUGACAACCAGCCCACCAUGACCAUCAUCUUCCUCAGUGAGGAUGGCUCUCCAAGGAUCUCUGAAGGGGCCCAACCCGGCCAAUAUGUAGCUCGGAUAUCUGUCACUGACCCUGACUAUGGAGAGUAUGCCAAUGUGAAUGUGUCCCUUGAAGGGGGUGAUGGGAAGUUUGCUCUUACAACCAAGGAUAGCAUCAUCUACCUGAUAUAUGUGGACCAGGCCUUGGACAGAGAGGAACGAGAUUCGUAUGACCUCAGAGUUAUGGCAACAGAUUCCGGCACACCUCCUCUCAGAGCGGAGUCGUCUUUCACCAUUCAGGUGACUGAUGUCAAUGACAACCCCCCUCUGUUCGACCAGCAGUCCUACAGACAGACUAUUCCUGAGGUUGUCUAUCCUGGCUCCUUUGUUCUCCAAGUAACUGCCAGGGACAAGGACCAGGGCCCCAAUGGGGACGUGAUAUACAGCCUCCUCAAGGGCAAGAACUCUCACUCCGAUUGGUUUUCCAUUGACCCAGUCACUGGGAUCAUUACCACAGCAAUGGCUCUGGAUUUUGAAUCAGAGCCAGCGCCGAGUGUGACUGUGGUUGCGACGGAUAGUGGCAAGCCGCCACUUUCAUCCACAGCAAAGGUGGACAUAGUUCUGCAGGAUGUUAACGAUAACACACCUGUGUUCUCCAGCAAUUUGUACAAUGCAUCCAUCAAGGAGAACACUCCAUCAGGGACCUGCUUCUUAGAGGUGUCAGCCGCAGACCAGGAUCGUGGUUCCUUCGGUGCUAUAUCCUACACCCUGGGAUCUGGAUCUGGAAGUGCACUACCGUCCCACUUUACCAUAGACAAGGAGACGGGACAGCUUUGCACCAGCACAGCUCUGGACCGGGAUGAAGGAUUGGACAAGUUUGACCUGACUGUCACUGCAACAGAUGGCGGUGGUCUAAGCUCGGUAGCGCGUGUUCGAGUCACUGUGGUGGACAUAAAUGACAACCGACCUGCUUUCUAUCCAGUCCUCUACACGGUCAGUCUCAGUACCCACAGUGCCCCGGGAACCUCUGUUGUCAAGGUGACGGCAAAUGAUCCAGAUGCUGGGGAAAACGGGAGGGUGACCUACCGCACGAUACCUGGAGGGGGCUCUGCUUUCUUCACUCUCAACAAGGACACAGGUGUGAUUUCUCUCUCACGCUCACUCCACGGCAAAGCCAACACAGUGAUCUCCAUGGUGAUAUCAGCCGAGGAUGGCGGUGGCUUGACAGCGCCUGUCAAUGCCCGGGUGAACGUGAGCGUGGUUGGAGGUUCAGUGGCGUCUCCGGUGUUCGAGCAGGCCCAGUAUUUCUUCACUGUGUCUGAGGAUGUCCUGAGGGGGACGGCGUUGGGAGUCGUACGUGCUUCUACGAAGACAGGUGGUACUAAGGAUAUUUUCUACUCCAUCUCCUCCGGGGACCCAGAUGGUUACUUCACAGUGGACAGCGCCUCUGGUGCCAUCCGCACUGCCCUCCCACUGGACCACGAAACCUGCUCCAGUCUCGACCUGGAGAUCCAGGCGCGCUUCGGCUCUCCGCCAGCGUACGGAACCAGCCGGGUGCGGAUAACUAUCUCAGACGUCAACGACAAUGCUCCAACUUUCCUGCCUUCCUCAUCAGAGUCCCUGCUUCUACCUGAGAUCACCAAAAUGGGGACCGUUAUCUACACCAUUCAGGCCACCGACAAGGACUCCGGUCAUAACGGUCAGCUCAGCUUUGACCUAGUUUCUGCCGGAGCUGCGGGCAGCAGUGGACAGAGGACAUUUGGUGUUGACCGCGGAAGCGGAGAGGUGCGUCUGAUCGGGAGUCUCUCAUAUGAAAGUGUCCCACGCUAUGACCUGCAGGUGGUCGCAAAGGAUGGUGGAGCCCCUCAGCUUAGCUCCACCUUCACCCUUGUGGUCCAUAUCCAGGCGCAGGAUGCACAAGGUCCCAACUUUGACACCCUGACCUACCGCGUGGAGCUGCGGGAAAACACACCCCUAAACACACGUUUCCUUCAGGUUCGAGCCCUGAACAGAGAGGCUUCUGGGAAUGGUGGAAGCUCCUCCUCGUCUUCUGCCUCCACUAUUUCCUACCGCCUCAGGCCUGACGGUGACGCUGCAGGCUUUGGCAUCAUGCCUGACAGUGGUUGGCUGUUUGUUCGGAGUUCUUUGGAUAGAGAGGUCAAAGACAUGUACCUGCUGACUGUUCUAGCUACUUCAGGCCCUGGAGGUAUGGGAAGAACAGGCAGUGCAGCAGUAAGGGUGACGGUAACUGACGAGAAUGACAAUUCCCCAAGACUGAGCCAGGAGAGGGUCUUCCUGGCUGUCAGGGAGAACCUGUUGGCUGGGACUGGCUUUGGCAGGGUGUCUGCUACGGAUAGAGACGCAGGACUGAACUCUCGACUCACCUACAGGCUGCUGCACUCUGACAGACACUUUCAGAUUAACUCACAAACAGGCGAGAUCAGCACCCGCCUGGCUAUGGAUAGAGAGCAGCAGUCCAGCUAUCAGCUUGUUGUGGUCGUACAGGAUGGGGGGACGCCUCCUCGCAGUGCCACUGGUACCGCUCACAUCACUAUAAUGGACGAAAAUGACCAUGCACCCAGUUUCUCACACGCCAGGCCGGACAGGGAGCUGCUGCUUCAGGUGAUGGAGGGUCUCCCUUCUGGGACAGCCGUAGGCACAGUGACAGCUAAAGACCCUGACGAGGGAGAGAAUGGGACUGUAUACUACUCUUUAUCAGGAUCCAGAGCAGAGCGUUUCUCCUUUAACCCGACCAGUGGCGAGCUGAGAACAGCUUCCCCUCUAAGAUGGGCGGAGCGACCCGAGUAUGCCUUCACUGUGACUGCUGCUGACCACGGCACACCGGGCCUCAGCUCCACCUGCCAGCUACGGAUACAAGUCCUCAGCUCCUCCAGGUCCAAUCCUAAACCCAACAUGCUCAGUAUGACCCUGAACACAGUGGAAGGAGCUGAUCCAGGCUCUGUCAUUGGCUCCGUACGCCCUCAUGACCAGCAUGAAUCCGUCCUAUUGGAAGGCCAGGUGACUUACCUGGUGGUAGGAGGAACAGACCUGGAUGGAACUUUCAUGGUGGACCGUUUAAAGGGCGAUGUGAUCCUGGUACGCGAGCUGGACUAUGAGAAGGGUUCAAGGUACACCUUGCAGAUUGAGGUGUCUGACUUCUCCCAGGCGUUUCCCAGCACCCAUCAGGUGCAACUGGAUAUUAAUGUGCAGGACAGCAAUGACCACAGCCCACAGUUCUCUGAAGACCCUGUUACCAUAGUGAUACCAGAAAACAUGGAGCCAGGGGCUUCCAUAUACACCUUCCAAGCUUUGGACGAGGACGGCAGUGGACCCAACAGUGAGCUACUUUACUCCAUUGAGCACUAUUGGCCCGACAAACCUGACCUCCUGACCCUCGACCCCGUCAGCGGAGUCCUAACUUUCGGGGAGAAGUUGGAUCGUGAGUCGACACCGUCACUCUACCUGGUGGUGCGAGCCACAGACCAGGCGGUUGAUCCUUCUCAGAGACGCUGGGGAUCCGUCACUGCGCGAGUUUUUGUGACGGAUGAAAACGACAACGCGCCAGUUUUCAGCUCUCCAUCUGCGGUCAGCGUCAUGGAGGAUCAGCCUGUAGGGUUUGUGAUUUUGUAUGUGAUGGCGAGAGACGAAGAUGAAGGUGAAAAUGGCAGAGUGUCUUACAGAAUCCAGGGAGGCAACAGCGCUGGUCGCUUCAGUCUGAACUCCAACACUGGCUCUCUCUCCAUCCUGAAAGCCUUGGACAGGGAGGAGCAGGAGAUCUUUAAUCUGACUAUUGUCGCAGAGGAUCAUGGGAUACCUCAGCUGUCCACCUCUCAGGUGCUGUGUGUGCAGGUGAUUGAUGUGAACGAUGAAGCUCCUGUGUUCCAGCGGGGGGAGUUUGAGACCCAGGUGAUGGAAAACCAAGGACCAGGAACCACAGUGUUGAAAGUGACCGCCACUGACAGAGACCAAGGAUCCAAUGGCCAAGUGACGUAUGGAGGUGUGACAGAGGAAGGCUUCAUCAUCAACCCUGUGACAGGCGUCAUCACUACAACGAGGGAGCUAGACGCAGAGCUACAGAAACACUACACACUUACCGUGUACGCUAGGGAUGGAGGGCUGCCUCCUAACUUUGCCAAAGCUGUAGUCCAUGUGGAGGUGCAGGAUGUGAAUGAUAACACUCCCAUUUUUGCAAAGUCAUGGUACGGACUGGAGGUGCCGGAGAACCAGGCCCCUGUAGAGCUCUGCUUUCUCAGGGCCACAGACCCUGACUCAGGUCCUGGUGGAGAGCUGGAGUACAGAAUCACUGCUGGGGACCCUGAUGGAGAUUUCCACCUCCAUGGCAACACAGGAGCUCUCUCCACCUCACGCGGCCUUGACAGGGAGACAAGGGCUGAAUAUUCCCUGGAGGUGGUGGCAACAGACCGAGGAAGCCCUGCUCUAAGCACGACCGUGAUAGUGGAAGUCAAAGUGCUGGAUGUUAAUGACAACAGCCCUGUCUUUAGUAAAGGGAGCUACACUGUGGAGGUGUCAGAGGAUGCUGCGGAGGGGACCCAAGUUCUGGAGGUGGCUGCUGUAGAUGCUGAUGAAGACCUGAAUGGGAAGGUUCUGUAUUUUCUGAGCAAAGAGGCACAUGGCGCGUUCAGUGUGGAUGAGAACACUGGUGUUAUCACCACGUCAGCACUUCUGGACCGGGAGAAAUUGGCAUCAUACAGCUUCCAGGUGUUUGCUGUUGACCUAUCACCUGCUGCACCCAUGAACUCCUCUGCUCAGGUGACAGUCACCGUCCUAGACGUCAACGACAACACUCCCUUCUUCAUCCAGGAUCCGCUGGUCAUUGAAGUGUCCAGCAGACGUUCUCAGCGUGUUCUAGCCACCAUGAAGGCAGAGGACAAAGAUUUUGGAGCAAACGGUUCUGUGUUUUAUCGUUUUGCGAUGCCAGUGAAGGGCUUCAGCAUCAACUCCCUGACCGGAGAGAUCCAGGCCACAGAGCCGCUGGGGGAUCUGACCCAGGCUCAGAGGACCCUGAUAGUGGAAGCCAUGGACCAGGGCAGUCCAGCUCAGUCUGCACAGGGAGUGGUGGUGAUAUAUGUGAAGGAGGUGGAGUACAGCGGGAUUCGCUUUUCUAGGAAUGCAAGAGACGUCAGCAUACAGGAGAACGCUGACAAAGGCACAGCUGUGGCUCAAGCUCAGGCUCAACACCCAGAUGGCACACGUAAGGGUAUCAGUUACAGCCUCUUCAGUGGGAACAAAAAGCAGGCCUUCACCAUCACCUCCUCAACAGGGGAAAUCAGGGUGCAGAGCUCCAAGGGGCUGGACUUUGAAGACACCCCCAGACUCCGUCUUGUUAUCAAGGCUGAAACUGUGUCCUCUACGUCUUUCAUGGCUAUAAACCUGAUCCUGCAGGAUGUCAAUGACAACCUCCCUCGCUUCCAGCUGCAGAAUUACGUGGCCUACAUGAAAGAAGCACAGGGAUAUGAAAUGCCAAUCAUACAGGUGCUUGCUGAGGAUGUGGAUCAGGGCCAAAAUGGUCAGGUGACCUACUCAAUCCAAUCAUCAGGCAUGAGCGGUCUGUUCAAGAUUGACCCUGUGACAGGGAGCAUUACCACAGCGGCCAUCAUGGACCGGGAGAUCUUUACCCAGACCAAGCUAGUAGUUACAGCGACUGACAGAGGAAGUCCACGAUUGGCCGGAUCGGCCACAUUAACAGUGAUCAUUGUCGACCAGAAUGACAACAGUCCCACUAUUCCCUUGCCCAAGGAAGUCCGCAUCCCAGAGAAUAUGCUGAUUGGCACAGAGAUAACUCUUGUGACGGGUAAUGACGUCGACUCCAGUCCGGCCCUCUCCUACUCCUUGCAGCUGGACCCAACAGCGUUAGGCAAGUUUGGAAUUCACCGUUACAGUGGAGGUGUAUCCCUAACAGCCCCUCUGGACUUUGAAGAGAAGACGUGGUACACCCUGACUGUCAGAGCCACAGACAGCCAGCACCAAACUGAGGCUAACAUUACAAUACUAAUUGAGGAUAUUAACGACAAUUCCCCUGCAUUCACCCAUGAUCUCUAUCAGGUAACUCUGCCUGAGCACACGCCGCCAGGAAGUGCAGUUGUCACUGUAACAGCAACUGACAGGGACUCUGGAGAGAACGGAAAGAUCACCUACAAAGUGAUGUCAUCAACCCAGAAUGGUUUCUACAUUGACCCAAACAAUGGAACCUUGUUCAUCAACCACAGAGCCGAGUUUGACCCUGAGCGUCCCUCAGUCAGUAUCGUUAUAGAAGCUCGUGAUGGAGGUUCGCCUUCCCUCUACUCCCUCACCACUAUCCAGGUUCAAAUCUCGGACGUCAAUGACAAUGCUCCUGUGUUUCACCAAUCAGAUUACAGGGCUAUAGUCUCUGAGGAUACCAUCCCAGGGUCUACAGUUCUGACUUUUGAGGCCUUUGACAGCGACCUUUCUCGAGAAAACUGCGGCCUGGACUUUGCUCUCGCCAGUGGAAAUGAGGGAAACGCUUUCCAGAUUGAAAGCAGUGUGCGCUUCCUGGAGGGGCGGGGCUUUCAGACAGUGGGAACUCUGCUGUUGGCUGAGGGGCUUGACUUUGAAACCAAACCUAUCUACAACCUCACUGUGGUGGUGUCAGAUCGUGGUGUGCCCCAGAGGAGCUCCAGUGUUGCUGCGGUUAUAACCAUUGGUGAUGUGAAUGAUAACCCUCCGGUGUUCGGCAGAGCAGAAUAUACUGUGUCACUGAGUGAGGGAGCUGCCGCUGGGACUGAGAUUAUAAGGUUGACUGCUACAGACCCAGACUCAACUCCCAAUGCUGAGGUCCAGUAUACUAUCAGCUCUGGUGAUGAGGUUAACUUGUUUACCAUGGACCAAUGGACUGGAGCUUUGCGGCUACAGCGAGCACUUGACCGUGAACACCAGUCCACUCAUAUUGUCAUCAUCCAGGCCACAGAUGGACAGGGUCACUUCGCACUGGCUCCUGUCAUUGUUGAGGUGAAAGACGUAAAUGACAAUCAUCCAUUCUUCCCAGUGGAAGUCCUGACAGCAAGUAUCAGAGAAAACCAACCAGCCAACUCAGCUGUAACUGUUCUCCAUGCCAUUGACCACGACACAGGGGUUUUUGGUCAACUCAAAUACUAUAUGGUUGAGCGGUCAGGUGUAGGAAAAGACGGCUUUGCCGUUGACCAGAACUCUGGAGAAAUCAGGAGCAAAAUACCCUUUGACUUUGAGAAGGUCAAUUCUUUUAACUUUGUUGCAGUUGCAGUUGAUUCCGGUAACCAUUCAGCCACUGUCACUGUACAGGUGUUCGUCAUAGGUGUGGAUGAGUACGACCCACUUUUUGUAUCCUCAGAUUUCUCCUUUGAAGUGCCAGAGGGAGCUAAGAAAGGCCAGAGCAUUGGUCAGGUCCAGGCAAAUGAUGAGGAUGACGGAGUGGAUGGUAUUGUCCUCUAUUCUCUGCCCACCAGCUCUCCAUUCUUUGAUGUCAACAAAACCACCGGAGUGAUUUUCCUCAAAUUGGAUGGUUCAGGCAGCAGUAGCAGCAGUGGCUCGGGACGCACCAAACGGGACACCAGGCUAAUGACCCUGGAUGUGAAAGCUCAUAGUCCUCUAGAUGCAUCUCGCUCCACUACAGCCCAGGUCUCCAUUGAUGUUACAAACACCAACUUUGGCUUGGCCCCUGAUGUCAACAUUCUUCUUAUAAGCAUCAUAGCUGUGUCUCUUGGAUUCAUCAUAUUGCUGGUGGUCAUGGCUGUAGUGGUGUUCCUUGUUAAGUCACGCAGAAGGAAGAAAGCCCAGGAAGCAGGAAACCGAACUGUUGCCUCAGGAACUGCUCUGCAGAAAUUAGAUGAAUGCAACUCUGGACAAGGAGGAGACCGGAUCUACCACCAGGCCCUUCCAGGCUAUGCUGGAGAUCAGGGGGCUGGUGGUGGGCCCUACACUAGAGGGGGCUCUCUGGAUCCUUCUCACUCAAGUGGCAGAGGGUCAGCUGAAGCAGCAGAGGAUGAUGAGAUCAGGAUGAUAAACGAGUACCCCCGGGUCGCCUCGAUUACCUCAUCCAUGCAGGAGCACAUCUCGGCCAGAGGACCAGACUCUGGAAUCCAGCAGGAUGCAGACCAACUAUCUGACAUCUCCUGUGAACCUGCAGCUUUGGAGGGAAGCACCUGGUUCAAAGGAAAGAAAUUGGGAGGUAGUCUAAGUGGGACCUUGCUCUCUGGCCAACUCCCAGUCUACAGGGAUGAAGGUGGAGGAUACCUUGGAGUUGGUCGGGGCCUUAACAUUACCCUCCCCAAGGAUUAUGCCUUCCCUGAAGACGGUAAACCUUCAGUGGAUGGUUCUCUCACUGCUAUUGUUGCCAGUGAUGAGGAGCUUCGUGGAAGUUAUAACUGGGAUUAUCUUCUCAACUGGUGCCCUCAAUUCCAGCCUCUGGCCAAUGUCUUCACAGAGAUCGCCAGGCUGAAAGACGAAACAGCUCAGCAGAGCCAGAACCCUCGCCAACCCUUCCAGAACAAGCACAAAAUCGAUCCCAAACCUAGAAUCGACCCUCCACCACUCAUCACAUCAGUAGCCCACCCAGGGGCCAUGUCAGUUCCACCAAAGGUCCCUGUGAUUGGAAGGACAUUCCCCCACUUGGCCUCACUGCGCAGGUCCCCUAUCAGUCAUGAGGGGUCCAUUUCAUCUGCAGCAAUGUCCCCAAGCUUUUCACCUUCUCUGUCCCCUCUAGCAGCUCGGUCUCCUGCUGUUUCUCCUUUUGGAGUCAACCAAGGGCCCUCAGCCUCCAUGAUCAGCACAAGGGAGCCCUCACUGGACCAGAGUCCUGAUCGUGAGAUGAGAAUAUGAAGGAAUAGUUUGAAAACUAUUUAAGAACUUGAAAACAGACAACUGGAAGAAGCUAUCGCUUUAGUUGUCCUUUUUUUGGAAUGAAAUAAAUGCAAGUGGAGUACACAGUUGGACUGUUCUCAUGCAACCAUUUGUUUCAAUUGUCCAAUCACAUGGAUUUUAAAACAAACCGACUUGAACAUACUUAACCUCCCUCUGGUAGAGUAUUUGCAUUCUUUGAAGUAUUUCCAUUGGUGGGCAGUGUUACAUGAUUACACUAGAGUGAAACAUGUGCCUGGGUUGACAAGACCAUGUCAACAGUGACGCAGGUCUCCAUGAACUGAUCAGGGUUAAGAGGACAACUAAGCUCUUCAUGGGAAUGUGCACUUACCAUGCCCUGCAGUCAGAGGUCCCUUAGUGUGUAGAUAAAUGGAUGUGUAGUUUUCAUGUUACCUCACUGGCUGGCCAGAGAGCUAAGGACCUUGUUCUACUCUUUGUGUCUGUGGACAUUUUUACACUUCAGUAUUAAACUUAUCCAGUAGCUGUUUUUAAAAUGGUAUCUGGAUGUGUGUGGGAAUCCCAUGGACUGGAAGAUGUGUGUUCUCAGAGACGCUGACCCCUUCAUUUGCCAUCACAUAGUGUAAGAACAAUUGAGAUUAUUGUUUUUCUCAUCUUUUAAGAAGACACUUCUUUUGAUUUUAACUUUUAUUUUUAUAUAUUUUUAUAUGGAAUUAUGAUUUCAGACCCCAGAAUUUCCAUUAUUCCACAUGGAGAGGUUUUUGUUUUUGUGUAUUUGCAUAUAUGUAUAUUUGUAUGUAUGCAGGCGAUGCCAUGUAAUGUAUGUGUCUCAUAGGUUUUUUAGAAACUUCUGUGACAGUUCUGAUGUGAGUGAGAGGAUGACGUUUGUGUUUUAUCAUUAUUUAUAUAAAAAAAAAAGGACUUGCUGCCGUAUUUGGACAGAAGGAAGCCAAGCACAGCUCAAUUUAAGCUGUGUUGAACCUUAAGAAUGAUUCUUUUUCUUUUUUUUUUGUCGAAUUGUAGAUCAUCCUAAAUGUAAAAUAGCAACUGGAUGAAAACCUGUGAUCACUCUGCUUCUCCAGCAGUUCAGCACUCUGUUGUGGUGUGCAGUCAUGCAAAGCAGCACAUUCCCUCUGUUAUUCAGGGACCUACCUAAUUUGCUGAUCACCUCUGUGUCUUUAAAGAAAGAGCUUCCUCCAAUCAAUUACACCCAGUCAUUAGCGUACAUGCACCGUACUGUGAAGUUUUUCAUCUCAACACAACAAAAAGCGAGCUAUCAAGAGGCUGAGAUUUUCAUGGGAAAGUGGCAUAACUUGGACAAUUGUAGCACAUAAGCCAGACAAUUGGGAAACAAAGGCCUGAAUGCAUGAGCUCCGAUGAAUGUAAAAGGAUUUAGCAACCAGUGCAGUAUUUAUUUUCCAUGUUAAGUUUCUGUUCUGUGGAUUUUUAUUUCUAUGAUUCAAUCAUGCAGCUCGUCACCGGUUUGAUGAGGUGUUUUUGGGUUCCAUGUGUUUAACUCAUCAUCUGCACCUUCUUUCUUUACACUCAUUAUUCAUCCAGGUUUAGCACUCUGCAAGUGUAGCAAGAAGCUAGGGCUUUAAGAACAUCAUCCCUCCAUGUUUAUUUUUCUUUCUGUCUAUCCUAUGAGGUAACUGUAUUGAUUGGAUGUACCCUUGGUUACCAGAGAUGACCUCUACCUCUGUUUUUUUUUUCAACAUUACCAACUGCCUCUUGCAAAGCUGGUAUUAAAAGUUACACAUGCCACGAGCCUAACAUCAGCACAACGCACUCAUGAUUCAUAAUUAUAGUCUCAGAAACAUUUCUGUGUUGGAGGAAAUCCAUUUGGAGUUCAGUUUGAGAUUGCUGCCAGAGACUGAUCAGUGGAGCAAUGACAAAAAAAGCAAGAGCUGUUCAUGUAUUUAAAGCAAAUAAUAAAUUCCUACUGAUCUCUUUUGACAAA